Drosophila albomicans is the source of this 1560-nucleotide messenger RNA. RefSeq names its product V-type proton ATPase subunit D 2 (gene Vha36-3). The record is from RefSeq and is a predicted model, not a curated record. The transcript has 4 exons. NCBI's taxonomy places the organism in Eukaryota, Metazoa, Arthropoda, Insecta, Diptera, Drosophilidae. Gene Ontology annotation, cellular component: proton-transporting V-type ATPase complex. Gene Ontology annotation, molecular function: proton-transporting ATPase activity, rotational mechanism. The coding region runs from base 270 to 1022 and encodes 250 amino acids.
GCUUUGCGCUUCGUUCUCGUUUCUUGCUCUCGUGGUCGUCGUCCGUUUAUUUUAGUAUUUGUCGCAUAUAUUUAGUUAAUAAUUUGUUGUUUUUAUUUAUAGUUGAUAGUUCUUCUUUAUUAUUUUUUUUUUUGGUAUUUUUGUGUGUGUGCUGUGCAUUUAGUGUUUUAUGUGUUUUUUCUUGUAAAUGUUAUGUUUUAAUAUUGUUGUCCCAGCAAUAACUUUAUAACUGUAACGGCAAGAAGAAUAACGGUAACAAACAACAAAUAAUGGCUGCCAAAGAUCGUUUGCCCAUAUUUCCAUCUCGCGGUGCACAAACAUUGAUGAAAUCCCGUCUGGCGGGCGCCACAAAGGGCCAUGGACUACUUAAAAAGAAGGCGGAUGCUUUACAAAUGCGUUUUCGCAUCAUUCUGGGCAAGAUCAUCGAGACCAAAAUGCUGAUGGGUCAGGUGAUGAAGGAGGCGGCUUUCUCGCUGGCUGAGGUCAAAUUCACCACCGGCGACAUCAAUCAGAUUGUGCUGCAGAAUGUGACCAAAGCACAGAUCAAGAUACGCACCAAAAAGGACAAUGUGGCCGGUGUGACCUUGCCGUUGUUCGAGCCCUAUCAGGAUGGCGUCGAUACCUAUGAAUUGGCCGGUCUGGCUCGCGGUGGACAACAGUUGGCCAAGCUGAAGAAGAACUAUCAGAGUGCGGUGCGUCUGCUGGUGGAGUUGGCAUCGUUGCAGACAUCGUUUGUCACCCUCGACGAUGUCAUCAAGGUGACCAACAGGCGUGUCAAUGCCAUCGAGCACGUGAUUAUACCGCGCAUCAAUCGCACCAUUGAGUACAUCAUCAGUGAGCUGGAUGAGCUGGAGCGCGAGGAGUUCUAUCGCUUGAAGAAGAUACAGGAUAAGAAGCGUGAGGCACGCAAGUGUGCGGAUCGUGCCCGGGAGGAGCUGCGUCGCCAGGGCUACAAUGUCACCACCAGCGAGGAGGCUCAGAAUAUCCUCGAGAACGAUGGCGAUGAGGAUCUUUUGUUUUAGUUCUAGGCGCGAUCCAAGGAACAAAACUUCCUCCCUCAUCCUCCUCUCCUAUCAAUGUACCGUUGAACAUUUGAACACACACAGUUUUUUUCCCCCAUUUAAUUUUCCCGUAUAUGUAAUACCCGGUAUCUGUGAAAGGCAAGGGUAUAAUGACAUUGUGUGAAUCUGCAAGGGCAUAACAUAUAUAUUCUUGAUUACUUUCAACAGUCCGUCUGUCUGAAAAUACUUUUAUUAAUCUUCUCACAACUAAAAAUAUCUUUGUUAAUCUUUCUCUGUUUUUUUUUUUUCGUGGUCUCAUUUCAACAUAUUUUUGUUUAUCACUGUGGCCUAGGUACCGAGUAUUUUCACAGUCGGACCGAUCCGCUUUCGACUGCAGCUUUCUGUUUUCUGUUGCUUUCUGAGAUGUGCUCUAAUAUCUGUUGUGGUUUCUGUGGUUGAUGCCUUGUUGUUGUUAUUGCUGAAAAUACUAUACAUUUGUAUGUUAUAUAUUAUAUCUAUCUACAUCUCGCAAUGUAUGUACUAUAUAUCUUAUAUCUUA